Mus pahari (shrew mouse) is the source of this 3466-nucleotide messenger RNA. RefSeq names its product TBC1 domain family member 22B (gene Tbc1d22b). Lineage: Eukaryota; Metazoa; Chordata; Mammalia; Rodentia; Muridae. Gene Ontology annotation, biological process: activation of GTPase activity. The record is from RefSeq and is a predicted model, not a curated record. The transcript is spliced from 13 exons. Gene Ontology annotation, molecular function: GTPase activator activity. Bases 146 to 1663 code for a protein of 505 amino acids.
UCCAAGAUGGCGCCCCUAGGAGCUGGGAGCGGGUGACCGGCGGCGGGGAAGCGGCCUGGGCUGGCCCUCAGAUUGCGGGGUCCCGGGGGCCUGUCGCGGGGCGCCCCCGUGACCCACCGACCAGGCCUUCCCCCGGGCCGGAGCGAUGGCCGCCGAGAACAGCAAGCAGUUCUGGAAGAGGAGCGCCAAGCUGCCGGGGAGCAUUCAGCCUGUGUAUGGGGCUCAGCACCCUCCUCUGGAUCCUCGGCUCACGAAAAACUUCAUCAAAGAACGGUCGAAAGUCAACUCAGUUCCUCUGAAGAGCAAGAAGGCCUCCAGUUUCCACGAGUUUGCCCGGAAUACCAGUGAUGCUUGGGACAUUGGUGAUGACGAGGAGGAGGACUUUUCCUCACCUCCUUUCCAGACUCUGAACUCGAAAGUGGCUUUGGCGACUGCAGCCCAAGUCCUGGAAAACCACAGCAAGCUGAGGGUAAAACCGGAACGGUCGCAGUCGACAACAUCAGACGUCCCCGCCAACUACAAGGUCAUAAAGUCCAGCAGUGACGCCCAGCUGUCCCGAAACUCCAGUGACACGUGCCUGAGGAACCCGCUCCACAAACAGCAGUCUCUCCCUCUCCGACCCAUCAUCCCUCUUGUCGCCCGCAUCUCAGACCAGAAUGCUUCUGGGGCUCCUCCAAUGACAGUCCGGGAGAAAACACGCCUCGAAAAGUUCCGCCAGCUGCUUUCCAGUCACAACACUGACCUAGAUGAAUUGAGGAAGUGGAGCUGGCCAGGCGUUCCCAGGGAAGUUCGACCAGUGACCUGGAGACUGCUGUCGGGCUAUCUCCCUGCAAACACCGAGCGGCGGAAGUUGACCCUGCAGCGGAAGCGGGAGGAGUACUUUGGCUUCAUUGAGCAGUAUUAUGACUCUCGGAAUGAAGAGCACCACCAGGAUACCUACAGACAGAUUCACAUUGACAUUCCAAGGACGAACCCUCUCAUUCCCUUGUUCCAGCAGCCGCUCGUCCAGGAGAUCUUUGAACGAAUUCUCUUUAUCUGGGCCAUCCGACACCCCGCCAGUGGGUAUGUCCAGGGAAUUAAUGACCUGGUCACUCCGUUCUUUGUCGUCUUCCUCUCGGAAUAUGUGGAAGAGGACGUGGAGAACUUUGACGUGACCAACUUGUCUCAGGACAUGCUGCGAAGCAUUGAAGCCGACAGCUUCUGGUGCAUGAGCAAGCUGCUGGACGGGAUACAGGAUAAUUACACGUUUGCACAACCAGGGAUCCAGAAGAAGGUGAAGGCGCUGGAAGAGCUCGUCAGCCGGAUCGAUGAGCAGGUACACAGUCACUUCAGGAGGUACGAGGUGGAAUACCUGCAGUUUGCCUUUCGAUGGAUGAACAACCUGCUGAUGCGGGAACUUCCCCUACGCUGCACCAUCCGCCUGUGGGACACGUACCAGUCUGAACCAGAAGGCUUCUCGCACUUCCAUCUCUAUGUCUGCGCCGCCUUUUUGAUCAAGUGGAGGAAGGAGAUUUUGGAUGAGGAAGACUUUCAGGGCCUCCUCAUGCUGCUGCAGAACCUGCCCACAAUCCACUGGGGCAACGAGGAGAUCGGGCUGCUGCUGGCUGAGGCCUACAGACUCAAGUACAUGUUUGCAGACGCCCCCAACCACUACCGCCGAUAGGUGCUGUCUCCCCUGGGGACCCAGACUGCCCGCAUCUCUGAUGGCAAUUUCAUCACUGUGGUCACCGAGCAAGCCGUGGACCCCGGCCAGGAACCACUCCUGCUGUACAAAGCUCACUCCACACCACAGCCGCAGCCACCACCACCGCCACCGGGUCUUAACUUCCCAGCAUCUGUCACUUUGUCCCUGGAUGUGUGCCUGGGACACCCCUGUCGGUAUUCUGUGCCAUUCGGAUGGGCCUGGCUCUGGGAGAGGGCCGGGAGGAAGUGAGAGCUGUCUUUCCCCUCUGGAAGACACUGGGCAAAAGAAGGGGAGGCCCUGGGUCUGCCCCACAGCGUCCAUAUAUGCCCCGCCCGCUGGCUCUGCUGGCGACAGCUGGUGAUGAUUUCUUUUACUUUCUUUUUUAAACAAGGAAAACACAUUUUCUACUAUGCCCAAGGCAUAGGACAUUAGGCUCUAUGCUGUUGCUUCUGUGACUCAGUUUGAUCUGGUCACUGGUCAGAGACACUUUGUUUUCAGAACACUCCCCACCCCCUUCCUUCCCCUCAUUUCCCCUCGUCCUCCUGUCCCAGAUGAGCCAGUGACACAGUGAGUGAGCCCUUCCUUCUCAGGCGGAGGAGACACCGUGUUCAUCACCCUGAGGUGCUCAAGGGCUGGGAAUACGUUUGUCGUAUCCUCAUGGAUUAUCUGUUCCCUUGUGGGUGGAGUGUGCCCGAGUGUGUGUGUGUGUGUGUGUGUGUGUGUGUGUGUGUGUGUACAAGCCCAUCAGCAUUUUGUCACAUGUCUAAAUUUGUGUCCAGACUAACCCAUCAGAACUGGUUGGGAGGACCCCGGAGACCAAGCAUCUGACGGUCCCUCGAGAGGGACCAGGGCAGGGGAGGGAGAAAGAGGGUUGUUUAGUUCUGUUUUAGCCACCUCUUGGAACCCUAUUUCCAGGGUGAAGCACUCCAGGACAGUAUGUAUAAAUUGUGUUAUUAUGUAUAUGGGUAAAGGUGUACAAAUCUAUGCCCUCUUUGUAGCAGAUAGGAUUUUAUAUUUAUAGCGUGCAUUGACACGUGAAAGCGACUAGGUCAUCAGCACAGAAGGUGAUGCUUAGGGGAGGGGCCUGGGGCUGGAGGAGGUGGCUAGAGGCUGUGGUCAGUGUUUCCACCUUUCCUCCCUCCCCUUUCUUCCAUCCCUCUGGGCCUCUGUGGAGGACCUGCUGUCUUUCCCUUCUCCUCACCCCAGGAAGGACUGUAGAGGCAGAAGGCCUCCCUCAGGUUUGCCGGCCCAGCCUUUGUCUUCUCAGUGUAAGUCAGCACUGGGGUCGGGACGAGCUGGCUGACAAGUCAGUGCCAAGAGAAGGGGUCCCUGUGUGUCCCCAAGACCGGGAGCUCUUCCUGGAAAGUGGCAUUGUGUCCCCUACUGCCACCAUCACACCCGAGGCGUUUGGUAGUGCAGAAAGGAUGGAGGUCAGUGGUCGUCGUCCCCUUGGGGUGCCAGGCAGAGUUCCCGGGGUGACACCCUGAAGCUCACUUCCUGUGUCACUCACCUCAGGCCACACCUCACCGCUGUGAGUUAGCUCCCUCAGCCAGGCUGUUUCUCAGGCGUUUUUCCCAUCCCCGCCCUCCCGUCGGGCGCCUCAGUGGCCCCCAGUCACAGAGGCAGGACUCUGUGACCCUCCCUCUGACACACUGAGUAAACACGGAGGCUCGUGUUCCUGAGUGCUGGUUUUAUUUUUUUAGUUUCUGUCUCUCUGGGAAAUUGUGGAUAAAAUGAAUGGACUGUAAAUAAAUGGUGUUUCCUCCUCCGUCGGUGCUUUGG